Molecule: messenger RNA, 1011 nt
Organism: Phodopus roborovskii (desert hamster)
Lineage: Eukaryota; Metazoa; Chordata; Mammalia; Rodentia; Cricetidae
Gene: Nt5c3b
Product: 5'-nucleotidase, cytosolic IIIB
Exons: 9
Coding region: 88-990 (300 amino acids)
Cellular component (GO): cytoplasm
Molecular function (GO): 5'-nucleotidase activity; magnesium ion binding
Source: RefSeq, a predicted model, not a curated record
CAGUGCUGCUGGAGUGAGACGACGCCUGCGCAGUGAGGCUGCGGGGCGGGCGCUGUCUUCGGAGCCACCCACCAGGCCGUCGGCGCGAUGGCGGAGGAGGUGAACAGUCUGAUGAAGGCCACUGUCCUGAUGCGGCAGCCCGGGCGGGUGCAGGAAAUCGUGAGCGCCCUUCGCAGGGGCGGAGGAGAUCGCCUCCAGGUGAUUUCUGAUUUUGACAUGACCUUGAGCAGAUUUGCUUACAAUGGACAGCGAUGCCCCUCUUCCCACAAUAUUCUGGAUAACAGCAAAAUCAUCAGUGAGGAUUGUCGCAAAGAGCUCACAGCACUCUUUCACCACUAUUAUCCCAUUGAGAUCGACCCGCACCGGACCAUCAAAGAGAAGUUGCCUCAUAUGGUACAGUGGUGGACCAAAGCCCACAAUCUCUUGUGCCAGCAGAGGAUACAGAAAUUCCAGAUAGCGCAGGUGGUUGGAGAGUCCACCGCGAUGCUCAGGGAGGGGUAUAAGACGUUCUUCGACACACUCUACCGUAACAACAUUCCUCUUUUCAUCUUUUCGGCGGGCAUUGGCGAUGUCCUGGAAGAAAUUAUCCGACAGAUGAAAGUGUUCCACCCCAACAUCCACAUUGUGUCUAACUACAUGGAUUUCAGUGAGGAUGGUUUUCUACAAGGCUUCAAGGGCCAGCUCAUCCACACCUACAACAAGAACAGCUCCGUGUGUGAGAACUCAGGUUACUUCCAGCAACUUCAGGACAAAACCAACAUCCUCCUGCUUGGUGACUCCAUGGGGGACCUCACUAUGGCUGAUGGGGUCCCUGGGGUGCAGAACAUUCUCAAGAUUGGCUUCCUAAAUGACAAGGUGGAGGAGCGGCGGGAGCGUUACAUGGAUUCCUACGACAUUGUGCUGGAGAAGGACGAGACGCUGGACGUGGUCAAUGGGCUGCUGCAACACAUCCUGCACCAGGGGGACUGCAUGGAGCUCCAGGGCUCCUAAACUGCAGGCUCUGAGGAGGAG